Messenger RNA from Podarcis lilfordi (Lilford's wall lizard), 1547 nucleotides. NCBI's taxonomy places the organism in Eukaryota, Metazoa, Chordata, Lepidosauria, Squamata, Lacertidae. The record is from the annotation of a GenBank genome assembly.
AUGGCGAAAAUAACCAGGAAGCGCAGCGUUGUAUUUAUUUAUUUAUUUGGUCAUAUGAAAGGAGCCGGCUUUGGAGUUCCGGUUCUGCCGCUGAGUCAAGGUAGUGCCUGGGAAAGAAAGGGCUUCGGUGGGUUGACCUAUCCCGUCUCUGGGUGGGUCGACCGAAGCCUCCGUCAGGCUGGGGACCGACUGGAAGAGAGCGCCGGAGAGGAGCCGCUCGGCUUCUCCCACCCGCUCGCUCUGCUUCGUAGAGUAGGCUUCCGCCUCUCCUAUGUGCACCCACAGCUCCCUGGAGGCGCUUUUGCACUGCUCCGUUGCUCCUACGGAGGAAAGGGCAUUUGCAACGUGCAACGGAAAUUUUAUGGUCACGUUUCAGAACAGACGGAAACGAUAGACUCCAAGCCUUCAUGUCAUCAUCCAUCUGUCCAUGCUAAGUCUCUCGUUGUGCGAAGGCGAAGGCCUUCCCCCACACCGGGCUUUACCGUGAGUUUGAGGCCGAGGCCAUGAUUUCUAGGCAUCGUUCACACGAGGUUGCUCUCAAUUGGAGGCGCCCUACCUCCUUUUAAGGAUUUUCCCCAUCCUUAAAAAAAUCCGAAAAGGAACUCAGCUGCCCAAGCAAUUCUGUUCUUGCCUGGCUGCCCGGCAGACAGUUGCUGUUCGCGUUCUCUUUAAGGUGGCACCAGAAAGAUCUGUGCGAUCUGAGGAAAGCCUGGGAGGAGGCGAGGGGUAGGAAAUCCGUAGUUUGUGUUUGUUUGCAGAGUGGAAAGGGAAAAGAGACCUUCCUUCUGCUUUCUCACUUCCAGCCAUUCAUUGAAAACUGGAGAAGGAACCCACAUAAUAAUAAUAAUGGGGGUGGAUGGGCAGCAUGGCUUUGACUGAUAGAGGAUGGAGGUUAGUGCCUGUAUGAAGAAGCAGCACUUUGGAAGCCUUUGGUCUUAAAAGAAGAAACAUCUACUUGGCUGUUUGGUUUGUAAAACAAUUGAUUGCAUUUAGGAUCCUGCCCUUGUAUGGACCUGCCCUAAAAAGAUCUGAAGUGUUGGCAAAUCACCACCACCUCUUUUCAGUACUUAUUGACAGUUUCAAUGAAACCUGCAGUAAUGGAGAAGAUUCUGUGAAAAUGCAUUUCUCUCACAGGAAUGACUACAGCCACCACUCCGGCAUCCUGGGAUGGGGGGAUUUUUAUGCAGGUUAGACCUGGAUACCUCUUUACCGUCACCAGUCAUGUUGGAAACUUUAGCAGAAGGUCUCCCUCUCAAAAGUGCCAACAUACAAGAUUUUGUAUUUGAUGAGAUUAUGAAUUUUAUUACUUUUUCUGACAGCUGGAAAAAUGGUAGGUGGAAUUAAUGUGUGUAUCUCAUUUUGCAGUGCUUGUACAAAGAAAAGAAGGAAAUAUAGUGGUAAAAGGGUUUUAUUCUUCAUUGCAAGAAUGUUCAGGUUGUGGCAUAAAUUACUUCUUCUUUAUGCUUCAUUCAUUGUUUUCCUGUCUUUUCCUUUAGGAACUCUUGACCGUUGUACUUGUUGCUGACAGAGGAUGGAGGAGAUCCUAG